AUGCCACGUAUUCGAACAAAUAGUUCAACUCCUGAAACUCGCCGACGAGAACUUCUAUUAUUAAAAUCCUCAUCAAUUAAUGAAAAAAUUAAAACAGCUGUCGACGAAGCUAAAUUAAUUGUACGGAAUAGUAAAGAAUAUGAUAAUAAACAAUAUUUAUCAUAUGCAGAACAACUUCUUCUAUCUGAUAAACAAGAAUUAAAUAAUUUAUUUGAAACUACAACUAUUAUACCACCUAUCAAUUGCACUAAUGCAAUAUUAUUUUCAAAUGAGAAUGAAGUUCAAUAUUAUGCAUAUGUAUCAACAAUUACAGAAAAACUUGAGGAUCGAACAAAAACAUUAUCAUCACCAAUUAUUUAUCAUGUUGAAUUAGCAUCAAGUGAUGAUGAAGGUGAUGAUGAUGAACAAUGUCAACUUCGUUUUGUAACUUGUUUAAAUAUCAAACCUAAUUAUAGAUUUUCUUAUCGUGAUCAUCAUCGUCGUCGUACAAGUUCAUUACCAAGUUCAACAAUUAUAUUUGAGCUUUCAAUACCAAAAAAAGUAAAUAAUAAUCGAAGUUCUAGUUUAAAUAAUUUAACAUUAUGGCAAAAUAAUCCUCAGAAAAUAAUCUAUCUUUUUGAUCGUCAAUAUUAUUGUCAACCAAUAACAAAAUUUUAUGAUAAUAAAAUUCUUUUAGCUAAUUCAACACAUGUUGAUAUUUAUAAUAUUGAAACAGAACAAUGUGAUGAAAAAAUAUGUUUUCAAUCAUCAAAUAUUAAUUACAUAGGUAUAUGUUAUAAUAAAUAUAAAAAUGAAUUAUUAGUAGCAUCAACAUCAAGUUUAUAUGUUUAUAAUCUUCGACAAUGUAAAGUUAAAUAUGAAAUUCUUUUACCUGGUUUUCCAUUUAGUCUUGAUCAUAAUAAUCAAAUUCGAUAUCUUGUAUGCAAUUCAUCAUCAAUUUAUCAUGGUUAUUUUUCUUUUACAUCAACAUAUACUUCAACAGUUCUAUCACGUUUAUCUCAAUAUGAAUUUAGACAUGUUUGUGAUCUUGAAUUUGAUGAUGGUACAAUGCAUGGUUUACAUGCAUUUGAAAAUUAUAUUGGUAUUGUUAUAUGUUAUGGUCGUUAUUCAUCAAAACAUUAUGAAGAUUAUUGUUUAUAUGUAUAUGAUUCAUUACUUGAUAAAGAAUAUUAUCAUAUUGAUUUAAAUAAUAUUGGUUGUAUCUCUGGUUUAACUGGUUAUGAACGUACAUUAGAUUGGAUAUUAUGUGAUUAUAAAAAACAACGUAUUCUAUUUGUUAAUCAAGAAUCAAUUGAAUAUGUUCAAUAUAACGAAUGUAUAAAACAAUGUAUUCUUUUAGAUGAAUCAAAUUAUUUUAUUGUUUGGCUUUCAAAUCGUUUAUUUAUUUAUACUAUUAAUUAA
This is a messenger RNA of Rotaria sp. Silwood1, 1401 nucleotides long. Lineage: Eukaryota; Metazoa; Rotifera; Eurotatoria; Philodinida; Philodinidae. The record is from the annotation of a GenBank genome assembly.